Annulohypoxylon maeteangense is the source of this 3166-nucleotide messenger RNA. RefSeq lists its product as uncharacterized. The transcript has 2 exons. The record is from RefSeq and is a predicted model, not a curated record. Lineage: Eukaryota; Fungi; Ascomycota; Sordariomycetes; Xylariales; Hypoxylaceae. The coding region runs from base 701 to 2482 and encodes 593 amino acids.
CAUCCAUGGAUCUAUCAUGGAUGCGGUGUUUGCAGUCAGUCAUGUCCACGGGUAUUCGUACUGCAGGACAUCACUUAUUUUAUACCUACCAGGUUACCCUACUUGCCUACAAAAGUCCUCCUACCCUUACAUUCGCUCUAUUCUAAUAACGGAAUGAUGAUAAUAAUAAUAAGCUGACCCUACCUGACCUACCUCAUCUACUUGACCUGCCUGAAUUGCUGAAUCAUUGAAUUGACAACCUUGUCUGUCAAUCAUAUUUCGCCCCUCUCCUUUAUUCGCUUCCCAAUUUAUGACCUAUCCAAUCCUUCCUUUUUUCGUUUUUGUUCUUUUUUAAUUUACUCGACCACCUCGACGCGGGACAAAUUCAUAAUAUGAACCCUUCGCCAAUCCUGUCGUCGCCGUCGCUUCCGCUAUCCUCCUAACAUUCUUUAGAACAUUGAUUCAACUAUCCUUGUCGAUUCCCGUGUCAAAGCUACGUCAAGUCACGCGUUGGCUCAACAUUAGCGCAACUCCGCAAUAGCAUCACGACGACGAAGUUUUAGGAUAAUACCUAUUACCUAAGUUUUUUUGCUAUAGGAUAUAGUAACUGGGCAAGCGGUCACGGAUACUGUCAGAGUCGAUAUUCUACAAUCAUUUGGCCUUAUAUACGUAUAGGCGCAUUGGUAUAUUUCAUCAAGUUCUGCGCUAAUCGCAUACCACGAUGAAGGAGCAGUGGGAUAAGGACGUCGAGUCCUCCGCUCAGUUGCUUUCUAAGGAGACUCAGUCGCCGGGUAGCGAGGAAUUUGAUUUCGACGAACCCGAAGAAAGUCAAAAUUGGUCGUCGCCGCACAGAUCCGAUCAUAAUCCAAUAUGGCGUCGAAUCCAGUCUAUUCCGGUACCUAGUUGGUUACCCGUUCGCAAAUUUAACCCGAGAUAUUUCAUAUUCGCUGUUAUCGUCUCCCUACUUAUAACCUUAUUUGUCUUUAACCCCUAUUCUCCCGCGAAACCUACCCAACAUCAAACAGAUGUUGACGUCUCUCCUACGACGACACCGACGACUGCGGCAGCUCAAAUCACAUCAACAGUUGCAACUCACGAAGAAAAACCUACAUCCGUACCCGCACCCGAAUCUGCAAGUGCGCCCGCAUCUUCUCCGUCCGAGAAAGUCGGAGAGGGGGCUGAGAAGCCUAAGGAGAAACCGAAGCCCGAGAGCAAAUAUUGCACGACAUGGCCUGUGGAUGAACAUGGAAAUUACAAAUUGCAAGAAACGAAUCGCGUUGAUAAAAUUAAGCUAGAUAGCAUUGCUCCCAAGGGCGGUUGGAAGAAACCGGCUGGCAUUAAGGUCAUUGGUAUGGUCUUCUAUGGUCGCAAGAGAUAUGUAGACCUUCUAGACUGCUACCUGCAACAGAAUUUGGCAUCCAAUGGUGGCUACUUUGACGAGGUUUGGUUCAUGGCCCACACCAAGGUUGAGGACGAUGUUGAAUGGGUAGAAGAGCUCGUCAAGAAGACGCCCGGCUACAAACUUGUUGGCAAGGGAAUUUGCGAAGGUAAAAAAUACAAGUGCAUGUGGAACUACGCGGUCGAGGACAACACCAUCUACGUCAAGAUAGAUGACGAUAUUGUAUAUAUCCACCAAGACGCUAUCCCUCAACUCAUCCACACUCGUAUUGCUCUUCCUCAUCCGUAUGCGAUUUCAGCAAACUUAGUCAACAGCCCUGUCACCGGCAUGGAACAGUAUCACUAUGGCGCUAUCCAUCCCUUCCUUCCGGAUCCGAGUAGCAAGCCUUCGUUCUUCGCAGCGGAAUCGUGGCGUGUAUCGGAGAAAAAGAAGUAUCCAGAAGAGGAAUUGGUAGCCGAUUAUAACCUUAUGGAUAUCAAGCCCUCGUACCGUGGUCACCCGUGGCUCCUCAUCUCCGACGACCACUAUGAUCUCCUGAAGACCCCGAUGGGUAAAUAUGACCAGAACCGCGGUGGUGAUCCGAUCGCUUUUGGUGCCGCGUGGAAGUCGUGGGCCAUUGGCGCGCAGCAACAGUACUCGCUCCUAUACAAUCUUGAACAGAAUAAGAUGUAUCGUUAUUUCUUCGGUAGAAACAUUCGCUACCCGGAGAACUCUUCCAAACCGAAUGCUACAGCAGUCGUUCUCGGUGACGGAAAGGGUCCUGGUGGCGAGCAGACAUACGACACCGGAUUCAACCGAUACAACCUGAACUUCGUAGCUGUCUGGGGAUCCGAUAUCAGGGACCAACUUCCUAUCGCCGACGAUGACGAGCAAGAUAUUACCGCGGAUAUCCCAAGACGUAUCGGACGACCGUUCCUCAUCGACACGCGCUCCGUAGUCGGCCACUUCAGCUUCUUCACCCAGCACGACGGCAUCACCAAAAGCGAUCUCCUUGACAGGUAUCGCGCGUUCGCGAACGAGGCUGUCUGUGCGCCGAAUAACCAGAAGAAGCCAUACGAUCCGAUGUGCGAGGACUUCCGAGUUGAAGGUGGUCUAGGACGGUAGUAAUGGUCUUAGUAGUAGCAACAUGAGUUGAGAAUUGACGUAAUCGGGAAGGGGGGAUGUGAAGAGCGUGAUGUAUCUCUCGCACCUCACAUCCUCAUGACAUUUUUUUGCAUGGCGUUCCUGGAUACUUGCAUACGAAACGAAACCGACCGGGCCAAUUCCGUACAAAGGUGCUAAACAGGUUCUGGUUUGGGCGAAGGCGAAGGCGAAUUCACGGGAGUGAUGCACGCGCGCUGCAUUUUGGGUUGGAUUUGUUUCUCGCGACGUUUGUUCCUCUUUUUUAUACGAUACUACGGGCUGGAUACGAUGGCGAACGGAGGGCGAAGGCGAGGGUAAGGCAAGGCGAGAAGGCGUACCGUAGUAGAUAUGCUAUUUAGGAAAAUGCAUCCACACACCACACGCAUAUGUCUUGUAUAUAUAUGAAUGAAUGAAUUGCGCCCAUUGUCCUUUUUUAAAAAAAAAAAAAUCAUACUCCGUCCACCGGCUUUACAUAGAUGCGAGGACGGGAAGUGAAGGUAAAUAUAGGGUUUUUAGAGUGAGAAAAGGCUAACUCCUAGGCCAUAGAUAAACCCGGUAAUGAGUGGUGUACGCGCGUCCUGGUGUGUAGGGGCCUGUUAGCGGUUGGGGCGGGAGUCGGCAGCCAAUGCAGGUGAGAUGAUGGAUCGGAUUGGGUUGUGGAUUUGC